Molecule: messenger RNA, 2913 nt
Organism: Oryza brachyantha (malo sina)
Lineage: Eukaryota; Viridiplantae; Streptophyta; Magnoliopsida; Poales; Poaceae
Product: putative pentatricopeptide repeat-containing protein At2g01510
Exons: 3
Coding region: 560-2893 (777 amino acids)
Biological process (GO): RNA modification
Molecular function (GO): RNA binding; zinc ion binding; protein binding
Source: RefSeq, a predicted model, not a curated record
UGAAGAAAAGCUAAUUGAACUUGCCAGGAUUUAUGCGGCUGAUUUCUCUGAAUAUGAUUGUAUUCUCCUUAGAGACCAACUUGACACAUUCAUUUAUGAUGUGAGAGCUGGUCCAGAAUUUUCAAGCUGCUCUGACCUUGGUAUUCUAGCUGUAAAGAUGGUUCAGAGUGAUAGGCACACGGUUUUUCCAUUGGUAUAUCGGUUAAUUGAACUAGCCUUGAUUUUGCCUGUUGCAACGGCAAUAGUAGAAAGAGCCUUCUCAGCUAUGAGCAUUAUUAAAACUGAACUACGGAAUAAGAUGAAUGAUGAAUGGAUGAAUCACUGUAUGAUAUGCUACAUUAGAGAGAUGUUUUUGCUAGCAUAGUAGCAUUGAAGAUCGCGAGAUUAUAGAAUGUUACAUCCUAUGAGGACACGGAAGCAUAAGUUAUGUACAUCUAGAGGUUCGGGUUCAAGUUCUCUCCCUACUGUUAACGAAGAGUGAAAAUCACGAAGACUUGGAGAUACACAUCACUAGUUCUUGCCCUAUGCGUCUAGAAAUCCUGGUUCCGCCACUGCCCACAUGGUCAAGAUGGGCUUCGACGUCCCCACCUACCGACUCAACUUCGCCCUCUGCUCCCUCAUUUCCUCCGGCCACCUCCACCGCGCUCGCGCCAUGUUCGACCAAAUGCCCCAAAAGGACAUCUUCUCCCUCAACCGCCUCCUCUCCGCCUAUUCCAGGUCCGGCGAUCUCUCCGCCACUCAGAAUCUCUUCCUCUCCUCCCCUCAUCGCAACGUCGCCACAUGGACUAUCAUGAUGAGCGCGCAUGCUGCCGUCGGCACAAGCUCCGAUGCCUUGUCGCUCUUCCGUGCCAUGCUCGGGGAGGGCGUCACUCCCGACCGCGUCGCCCUCUCCACCCUUCUUAACAUUCCCGGCUGCGCUGUCCCGUCGCUCCAUCCCUUUGCCAUCAAGCUCGGCCUCCACACCGAUGUUUUCAUCUGCAACACGCUGCUGGACGCCUACUGCAAGCACGGCCUCCUUUCUGCAGCCCGGAGAGUAUUUCUCAAGAUGCCGGACAAGGACUCUGUCACGUACAACGCCAUGAUUAUGGGCUGCUCCAAGGAGGGGCUGCACGCCCAGGCACUCCAGCUAUUUUCUGAUAUGCGUUGUGCCGGUCUUACCACCACCCACUUCACCUUCUCCAGCAUUCUCGCAGUGGCAGCAGGUAUGGAUCAUCUCCUCCUUGGGCAUCAAUUUCACGCUCUCGUGGUUAGAUCCACAUCAAUGCUCAACGUCUUUGUUAACAACUCGUUGCUUGAUUUCUACUCCAAAUGUGGUUGCCUUGGCGACAUGAGGAGAUUGUUUGAUGAGAUGCCAGUGCGGGACAAUGUCUCCUAUAAUGUGGCUAUUGCAGCCUAUGCUUGGAACCAGUGCGCCACCACGGUGCUGUGGCUGUUCAGGGACAUGCAGAAGCUGGGUUUUGACAGGCAGAUAUUGCCUUAUGCUACUAUGCUAAGUUUAGCUGGUUCUCUUCCUCACGUGCAGAUCGGGAAGCAAAUACAUGCUCAGUUGCUCCUUCUGGGCCUUGCUUCUCAGGAUAUUUUGGGCAAUGCCCUGAUUGAUAUGUACUCAAAAUGUGGCAUGAUCGAUGCUGCAAAGAGUAACUUCUCUAACAAAAGUGAAAAAUCUGCCAUUUCAUGGACUGCAAUGAUCACUGGGUAUGUGCAGAAUGGACUGCAUGAAGAAGCACUGCAGUUAUUCUCUGACAUGAGAAGAGCUGGUCUAAGGCCUGACAGGGCAACGUUUUCAAGCAUAAUCAAGGCUUCCUCAAGCCUCACAAUGAUUGGGCUAGGAAGGCAAUUGCAUUCGUACCUCAUAAGGUCAGGCCAUAAGUCCAGCAUAUUCUCCGGGAGUGCGCUUGUUGACAUGUAUGCAAAGUGUGGCUCUUUGGACGAGGCACUACGAACAUUUGAUGAGAUGCCUGAGAGGAAUUCCAUCUCAUGGAAUGCUGUUAUUUCAGCCUACGCUCAAUAUGGACAGGCAAAGAAUGCCAUUACGAUGUUUGAAGGCAUGCUUCAUUGUGGUCUUAAUCCAGAUCCAGUCACCUUCUUGAGUAUACUAGCCGCAUGCAGUCACAAUGGUCUUGCAGAUGAAUGCAUGAAGUACUUUCGCCUGAUGAAACACCACUAUAGCAUAUCACCCUGGAAGGAACACUAUUCUUGUGUUAUAGAUAUGUUGGGUCGAGUAGGAUGUUUUUUUGAAGUUCAGAAAAUGUUGGUUGACAUGCCAUUCAAGGAUGAUCCAAUAAUAUGGACCUCCAUUCUUCACUCAUGUCGGAUUCAUGGAAACAAGGAUUUAGCUAGAGUGGCAGCUGAUAAACUGUUCAUUAUGGAACCGACAGAUGCAACGCCCUAUGUUAUAAUGUCCAACAUAUAUGCCAAAGCUGGUCAGUGGGAAGAUGCUGCACAUGUGAAGAAGAUUAUGCGAGACAGAGGACUUAGGAAAGAUUCAGGUGUCAGUUGGGUUGAAAUCAAGCAAAAGAUAUAUAGCUUUUCUUCAAAUGACCUAACCAGCCCAGUGAUUGAUGAGAUUAAAGGUGAGCUAGAGAGAUUGUACAAAGAGAUGGACAAACAAGGCUAUAAGCCCAACACGAGCUGUGUCUUGCAUCUGGUUGAUGACGAGUUAAAGCUGGAGUCGUUAAAAUACCACAGUGAGAGAUUGGCCAUUGCAUUUGCUCUGAUUAACACCCCACCUGGGGCACCAAUCAGGAUCAUGAAGAAUCUGACUGCCUGCCUAGACUGCCAUGCUGUCAUCAAGAUGAUAUCAAAGAUUGUUAACAGAGAUAUUAUUGUAAGAGACUCACGCAGGUUCCACCAUUUCAAGGAUGGGGUUUGCUCCUGUGGAGACUACUGGUAGGAACUCAAGCUUCACAUGAU